Molecule: messenger RNA, 1733 nt
Organism: Juglans regia (Persian walnut)
Lineage: Eukaryota; Viridiplantae; Streptophyta; Magnoliopsida; Fagales; Juglandaceae
Product: outer envelope pore protein 37, chloroplastic-like
Exons: 7
Coding region: 131-1156 (341 amino acids)
Biological process (GO): monoatomic cation transport
Cellular component (GO): chloroplast outer membrane
Molecular function (GO): monoatomic ion channel activity
Source: RefSeq, a predicted model, not a curated record
GUAAUGAAUCACAAUCGAAACAAUCAGCCACUCUCUAUCUACUUUCUACUUUCCUUUCCGCCUCCAAAAUCAGAACCCCACUAAAUUUACAUAUUCUCUCUCUCUUCCCCACCGAUUCUUUCAAAUUCUAAUGAUUGGAUUCAGUCCAGAAUUUCAAAUUACAAACGAAGGAAUGGCGGACUCAGCCCCAGCCCCUCCCCCUCCGAGCCCCAACCACCUGGUCCCACCAGUUCCAGUUCCAGCACCACCAUUACCCACCGAACCCGCGUUCACCUUCCCUCGGAGGCCGCCCAUAAGAGUAACCUCCGAGUUCGACAGUGACAGCUCUGUUUUCUUUCACAAAAUCUCCUGCAAGUUCCUCGACAAGGUUGCCAAGCUCAAGUUCUCCUUCCAGAACCACACCAAUGGGGAUAUCAUCGAACCCCAAGUCAGCUUCAUCUCCAAGCACCUCUCCAUCCACUACGAUGUGGAGGACCAGAAUGCCCUUCUCAAGGCCUCCAUCGAGGUCGGCCCCAGGUUGCAGCUUAGAGCUGUCCACGAUGUCAAGGCACAACAAGGAGAGCUUUCGAUGGUUGCAAACCUUGUCGAUCCUGGUUAUACAUUAGAAUUGUCAUCUAUGGUUCCAUCUGUUGGUAUGCCAAGAGCAACCCUUAAAUUCCCCCUCGGCGAAGUAUCGGUAGAGGAAAGAGCAGAAGAGGAAUUAAAGCCAACAUUGUCUAUAAAUGGGAUUCUCAAAGGCCAAAGUCUGAAUGGAGUCUACACUGCUCAAUUUAAGGAUGAAGAUUUGAAAUUAAGAUACGCCUACAAGGAUGAUGAAAUGUCAUUCAUCCCGAGCAUUUCAUUGCCUUCAAAUGCAUUGUCGUUUGCGUUCAAGCGUCGGUUUGGACUUUCAGACAAAUUGAGCUACUUGUACAAUUUUGAUUCCAACUUCUGGAGUGCGGUGUACAAGCGCACAUAUGGCAAGGACUUAAAGUUUAAAGCUGGUUAUGAUUCAGAGGUGCGCCUUGGUUGGGCUUCUCUUUGGGUUGGAGAUGAAGGUGAUAAGGCAAAGACAGCUCCAAUGAAGAUGAAAGUUCAAUUCAUGCUCCAAGUGCCACAAGAUGACAUAAAGUCUUCGGCAUUAAUGUUCCGGGUCAAAAAGAGAUGGGACAUAUGACUGUCUAUUUCUGUACACAUGAGAGAGAAAUGUCAGCCAACUGUAACGAACAAGUAUCGGAGCUAAUACCUUGGACAUUACAGCAAAGCAAAUGGAUACGAAAUGCCCGAGCUGGUAUCUCAUCUCUUUAAGCUCUUACAAGAAUUGGGUUCCUGAUGAUGUUUAAAAAGAAAGAACUGUGCAACAAUAAGAAUCUUCAUGGUUUGAACAUCUUCAAAUACUUUUUACUUUUGAUAUGGACAUGGAAUUCUCUCUCUAGAAAUCUUGAAACAGCACUUUGUCGGACUCGUUUACCCAAAGGAGCAAAAAGGCAAUAGCAAACGAACACUUGACAUCAUUGCUGCAAAAAAUCGUAAAGGGCAUAUUAUGAACAGCAAAUGAAUGGUAAAAGGAGAAGUUGGAGAACUGCUCUCUGGCAUACGCUUUACAUUUAACAAAAGGCUGCUUUUACAUUGAACGAUGAUGAAAUAAUUGGCAACGAUAUUAUAACUUUUUUACAAUUUUUUAAGCAGAAACUUCAUUAGUUUAUUAACUUUAUUGUAUGGAAGCAUCAACUCUGUUAAAUAUAGUUUUGGGU